Messenger RNA from Danaus chrysippus (African queen), 1203 nucleotides. The record is from the annotation of a GenBank genome assembly. Lineage: Eukaryota; Metazoa; Arthropoda; Insecta; Lepidoptera; Nymphalidae.
AUGGCGGCGCCAAAUCCGUACAAUAGGCUGUUGAAGAAAUUGGAAGUGAAUAAUAAAAGUUACAAUUAUUACGACAUAUCACAACUAGGAGCUAAAUAUGAUCGUCUGCCGUUUAGCGUGCGGGUACUUCUGGAAUCUUGCAUUCGCAACUGCGACAAUUUCCAGGUGUUGGAAAAAGAUGUAAAUAAUGUGCUGGAUUGGGAGAAGAACCAAGCUGUUGAAGGUGGAGUGGAGAUAGCUUUCAAACCAGCUCGUGUUAUUCUACAGGACCUGACAGGUGUUCCAGCGGUAGUUGACUUUGCGGCUAUGCGUCACGCGGUCAAACAGCUGGGAGGUGACCCUGACAAAAUAAACCCAAUCUGUCCAGCUGACCUGGUAAUAGAUCACUCUGUCCAGGUGGAUUUUGCUAGAACGCCCGACGCUCUGAACAAAAAUCAAGAAUUGGAGUUUGAACGCAACAAGGAGAGGUUCCAGUUUUUGAAGUGGGGUGCUCAAGCGUUUGACAAUAUGCUGAUAGUUCCACCUGGCUCUGGGAUAGUUCACCAAGUCAACCUGGAGUAUCUAGCUCGUGUCGUGUUCACCAAAGAUCUUCUGUAUCCUGACUCAGUAGUUGGUACUGACUCUCACACAACUAUGAUUAAUGGCCUGGGCGUUGUAGGGUGGGGGGUAGGAGGUAUUGAAGCUGAGGCGGUGAUGCUGGGUCAAGCCAUCAGUAUGCUGUUACCAAAAGUAGUUGGGUACAAGUUAGUUGGUGAACUGAACCCACUGGCGACAUCUACUGACCUAGUACUGACUAUCACUAAGCACCUUCGUUCUCUCGGCGUGGUCGGUAAGUUCGUGGAGUUCUUCGGUCCGGGCGUGUGCGCCCUCAGUAUAGCGGACCGCGCCACCGUAGCCAACAUGUGCCCGGAGUUUGGAGCCACUGUCGCUCACUUCCCUGUGGAUGAAAGAUCGCUGGAUUACUUGAGACAGACGAAUCGUUCAAAUGAAAAGAUAAAGAUAAUUGAGGAAUAUUUGAAGGCGACCAAACAGUUCAGAGACUACAGCAACCCGGAGCAGGACCCGGUGUUCUCAGAGGUUGUGGAGUUGGAUUUAUCGACAGUGGUGACAUCUGUGAGCGGGCCUAAGAGACCUCAAGAUAGAGUAGCUGUUAGAGAUAUGAAGGAGGACUUCCGGGCCUGUCUCACUAAUAAGGCAAUAUAA